AUGGCUGAGGCUAUGCGUGAAACGGCGACUGCUACUACCCGAGCAGUUAACCGUCUGGGGGAACGUAAUGGAGAGCGUAACAAUGACCGUAACGGUGAGAAUGGUGGGAACGGUGAUGGAGAUAACAUGAAUCAUGAUAGGCCUAUGACAUUAGCUGCUUUCUUGAAAGUUAAUCCACCGAAGUUCAAGGGUAGGACUGUAGCAACUGAAGCUGAUAAUUGGUUCCGAGGCAUAGAAAGGUCCUUGAGGGCACAACAUGUCCCGGAAGAACAGUAUGUAGAAUUUGCUACUUAUAUGUUGGAAGGGGAUGCUCAGCACUGGUGGCAAGGCAUUCAACGUUUACUGCAGCAAGAUGAGGGUAAUAUUUUGUGGAAUAUUUUCAAAGAAGAGUUCUAUAAGAAGUACUUUCCUAGAGCUACUCGUGAGGCAAAGGAGAUGGAGUUGAUACAAUUAAAACAAGGAAGUAUGUCUGUUGCUGAGUAUACAAGGAAGUUUGAAGAUUUAUGUCGUUUUUCCAAGGUUUGUCAAGGGAAUCCAGCAGAUUUUGAAGAGUGGAAAUGUUUGAAAUUUGAAGGAGGACUCCGUGAAGAUUUGUUGAACUCAGUGGUUCCAUUGGAAAUACGGAAUUUUGCGGAGUUGGUUAAUAAGAGUCAGCUAGUAGAGGACUGUGCUAAGAAGAUAGCUGCAGCUCGGAUGAAUCGCCCAGGAUCUUCCUUUCAUAAUUAUAAUCGGUAUACAAUUCCUCAGGGAAGGAAUUUUAAGCAGGGAGCAAUGCCUUUACGAAGGUACAAUCAGAAUAGAAAUGUUCAUGCACGUCCUACAGGAUGGAAUGGAGGAAGAAUGAGACAGGAUAUGGGUAAGCGACCUCAGCAGGCGCAGAUGCGACCACCUGGACAUAUGGCUAAGGACUGUCUGAAGAAGCCAGUACAAGGAAUAGAUAGGCUGCGACAGCAAGGACGUGUGUUUGCUAUGACUGCUGAUGACGCAAUGAAAUCAGACUCCCUAAUCCAAGGUCAGUGUUAUGUCAAAUCUCGACUCUUAACUGUACUGUAUGACUCUGGUGGAUCACAUUCAUUUAUUUUUGAGACUGUUGCGCAUGAGUUGGGAUUAGAUUUCACCAUGUUAGAUUAUAAUCUAAUUGUUCGUACACCCACAUCUCAAAAUGCCUUGACUAGUCAAGUAUGUCAACAGGUGCCUUUUGUUAUUGAGGCUAGGACUUUUAUACAUGACCUGGUUUGUUUGCCUUUGUGUGGUUUAGAUUUUAUCUUAGGUUUAGAUUGGUUUUCUAAGCAUCAUGUUUUCCUUGAUUGUUUUAAACGAAUUGCUAUAUUUCCAUCAUCUAAAAUGCACACUGAACCAGUUGAGUCUUGUACUUUCUAUUUGAAUUCCCUAAGAGUUAUUUCUAGUAAUAGUGGGUUAGAGGGUUACGUUCUACUAUCGGCUAGCUCAGAAACUAAUGAACAAGGCUUGGAGCAAAUCCGAGUGGUGAAGGAAUUUCCUGAUGUUUUUCCGGAUGAUAUACCUGAGUUUCCACCUCAGAGAGAGAUAGAGUUUAGUAUUGAGCUGGUUCCUGGAGCCGGACCAAUUUCUAUAGCACCGUAUCGGAUGUCACCGUUGGAACUAGCAGAGUUAAAGAAGCAGUUGGAUGAAUUGCUGGGGAAGAAGUUUAUUCGUCCGAGUGUAUCACCAUGGGGAGCUCCAGUGUUACUAGUAAAGAAGAAUGAUGGUGGAAUGAGGUUAUGUGUGGAUUAUCGGCAAUUGAACAAGAUCACAAUCAAGAACAAGUAUCCACUCCUAAGGAUAGAUGAUCUGAUGGACUAG
Molecule: messenger RNA, 1821 nt
Organism: Arachis stenosperma
Lineage: Eukaryota; Viridiplantae; Streptophyta; Magnoliopsida; Fabales; Fabaceae
Exons: 2
Coding region: 1-1821 (606 amino acids)
Source: RefSeq, a predicted model, not a curated record